UAUUAAAUAACAUUGUUGAAUACUCAUACGAAAUGUGCGCUUUGAAAUCCAAUGAACUUUUAAAAGCUUUUAAAGAUUGUGGUUGGGACAUAAACAGAUUGUAUCGAAAUGGUCAGGCGGUAAUUCAUAGCGUUUGUGAAAGGAAUGACAGUGAUACACUUCAAUUUAUUAUUGACAAUGAGGCAGAAAUUAAUGUAUAUGAUUCUCGGAAACAAAUGCCGAUACAUUACGCCUGUAAAAGUGGAGAUGUAAAUGUUGUGGAAUUACUUUUAGAUAAAGGUGUGAAUGCGGAUAUUCCUGAUAAAGAUGGUAAACUGCCAAUACAUUACGCCUGUAAACGUGGACAUGUAAAUGUUGUAAAAUUACUUUUAGAUAAAGGUGUGAAUGUGGAUAUUUCUGAUAAAGAUGGUAAACUGCCAAUACAUUACUCCUGUGAAAGUGGAGAUGUAAAUGUUGUGGAAUUACUUUUAGAUAAAGGUGUGAAUGUGCAUAUUCCUGAUGAAAAGUUAUAAAAAUUUUAUAUUUAUUAUAAUUGCUGCAAAAUAAUUUAUGUAAUGUAUUGGAAUGUAGUUAUUAUAUUUUGUCAUUUCCACUGGUUACUUCGUAAUAUACUUUUUUUUGGAAAUAGUUGUGUCAACAUGUGUACAUAAUUAUUUUUUUUUGUAAAUAUACUAUAUUAUAUAUUUCUACGAUUUUAAUAAAAUGUGAAUAAAAGAUUAUCCA
This is a messenger RNA of Tribolium madens (black flour beetle), 723 nucleotides long. Its product is annotated as myotrophin-like. The transcript is spliced from 2 exons. The record is from RefSeq and is a predicted model, not a curated record. Gene Ontology annotation, molecular function: protein binding. NCBI's taxonomy places the organism in Eukaryota, Metazoa, Arthropoda, Insecta, Coleoptera, Tenebrionidae. The coding region runs from base 33 to 512 and encodes 159 amino acids.